Molecule: messenger RNA, 5070 nt
Organism: Styela clava
Lineage: Eukaryota; Metazoa; Chordata; Ascidiacea; Stolidobranchia; Styelidae
Source: RefSeq, a predicted model, not a curated record
UUAGUAUUAUUUAUAAACAAUAUGAGUAAAGUUAUAAACAAAUUAUACGACUUCAGCAGACGAGGAAUACGAAGACAAAUUCAAUUACAUGAGAGAACUACGGUUGAUGACCCACAGACUCCGUCUACAAAUUCGGUAAUAGACAACUCCCUACCAGUCGAAGUUGAUUCUGAGUCCCAUUGUUUUGCGUCGCGGGAGAGAAACGCCAGUGACGCAGGCGACGCAAUGACGUCGCUCUCGUUGCAGUAUUUAAACAUACGGGAUUCCGACAGCGCAUCAAUUCAAAGAAAUUCAAUCUUAGGUGACGUAGGACCGUUAAGAACAACUAUGGAAGGGGAAAAUCAAUCAGAAAACGAAUCGUUAGCUUGGUGUAGAUUAUUGUACAACAGAAGUUAUUCGUCGUCAACCAAUACUUCGUCUUCGCCCGGAUCAUACGUAACAAGAAAAUCGUCAAGGAUCAGUAAGCGACUAGCAAGAAAGAGCAUCGCGUCAAAAAGACUUCAAAGAUUGAAAAUUGAAGACGAUGACGUUUUUUCGGAUUCCCCUUCAAGUACAGAAAACCACAUUUACACGUCAAUCCACCCUUCGCCCCCGAGUCGUGUUACGCAGCAAAUCGAUUCCGGACAUUGCUCAAACAGUCCGACUGACAGCUGUCGCUCUGAAGGAACUUUUUCAAAGCGAGGUCAACUCAAACUUGUGAUAUGUGGAAGCGAGCGCCGUCUUACGGUUACAGUUUUGGAAUUGAAAGGAUUAGAGCCGAUAUCCAACAGACAAGGAAGAUCGGUUUAUAUAAGGCUUUCUCUGUCUCCUGAUGCAUACGAAAAUGAGAGAUACAAAACUACCGUAAACGAGAUCACUGGACACACUGUAAAUUUCCAUGAGACUUUUACUUUUCAACUACCAAAUGAAACCACAAGUAGGCGACUACUGAUUUCAGCAUGGCAACGAUUCGAACACAGAGAGAACUCCGAAUUCAUUGGUUGUAUGAGUUUCAGCGUCAGAAAGUUGAAAUUUCAGCAGAAGGUUAUACAUGGAUGGUAUCAAUUACUGGGUGAAAUUCUAGGUAGAAGAAAACAUUUGGCAGCAAGGACGAUGCCAGAAAAUAAUACAAAUCAAGGUAUCAGGAAAGCUCACAAAAGAGAUUUAAAACACAGACAUGGCGUCAAUAUGACAAGAAGCAAAUCAACUCUCUGUUCAAAACUGCGGCCUCUGGCAGAACAUCAGCUCAAUGCGAGAGCGAAUGACAACGCUAUUGAUGCUUAUUACAAGAAUCUUUUCAAUUUUGAUGGUUCACCUAAAGAAACAAAAAGACCGCUCAGGAGAGUGACAGGCCAAGAAAACGAAAACGUGAGGAGCCAACAACGAGACGUAAACGUUGUACGUCGCAAGAAAGAGAUUCGUACAAGAAACAGUCCAGCUUUACGUAGAUAUCUUUCAGAAACUGGGAGAAACGAGAGAAACAGGAAGAGGGAAAAUUCUAUCGCCCCUGUUUCCCGCCCAUCACACCAGAGCCGGACACCCAAACGAAGAGGCGCUAGAGACCUGUCAAAUUCACCAAAUUUUGUAAUGGGUCCCGCUUUUGUCAGAUCUCACCGUACAAAAUCAGCGAGAAUAAUUUCUAAACGCCAAUCCGAACUGAAACUCAAGCCUAGAGACCAACAAGCAGAAAGUAACAACAGCACCUUUCGAAUUCUAUACUCCGAUGAACUCGAAUGCCAAUCUUCGUCCAGCAAUUUUCGUCCAAUUUCAAUUUCCAGUCAAGAUGACGUCAGCAGUACGUCAACACAGGAUUUAAAAACGUUGAAAACUGUUACCCAACUUGAACCUGUAAAUUGCAAAACAGAAAAAAUUAUUGGUAAUGUUUCUGGAUAUCUGAGCAUUCCAAGAAAAGAAGAAUCGAGUCAAAGCGAUAAUAUGCCUGCAAUUCAGUCGGACAUGAUGUAUGUUGAUCCCGCUACUUUGGAAUUUGAUUCUGCAAUGUUGGAACAUGGACUCACCUUGUCUAGAACGGGAAGAGUUCGAGCAAAAAAGCAACACCUAAGAAUGGCGGCUUAUUUGGAGUCACAAAAGGCAGCAAACGCUACAGAUGACGAAAGAGAAUAUCUCAACCUAUCUAACACUGACUUGGAAACUGAAAACAACAAUAAUAUCGAAACGCGCAGGUGGAAGAGAAUAUCUACCAAGGUCGACGAGGACCGAGGUUACUGUAGUGAACCCGAAUUUGACGAAGACGAAGUUGUUGAAUUAUUUAAAGUUCAGAAAAAUUCGAACGAGAUGGCUCCCGUUUUUUCACCUCCUCCGACUAUACUUCAUUCCACACACACCAUGCUGGAAAAGUUUGAUCAUCUUGAUAACUUGGAUACACUCAAAACCCAAGUUGAACUUUUAACAUUGAACGAUGUGUCACGUGCACCCCAUGGUGACGACACAAUGCCCAAAAAACGAAGACGACCAUCGUUCCUGAUCGCUCUUCUACAACCAUUCAGAGGAAAUGCAGAGAAGUCAUUCAUGGAUGCAACUUUUUCAAACAAGAUUAAAUCAACCUCAUUUGACGACAUCGCCGCUGAUCUUAUUCCUCUAUUGGAGAAAUCGUCUCCCUGUUGCCAGAAAAUUCCUUUCAUUACUCCUCAAGAUACCGCAAAUUUCUUUUCAAAAUCUCAACCAAUAUUUGGCUCAUCCCAAAGUUUGUGUUCGGAACGAAGUUAUCGCAUUCGACGGGAAAAAUCAGCAAUGGAACGUUUCCGCAAAAUGAGAAAGAAUAAGUUUUUCAAAACGAAAAUUUCAUCGUCUAGUGAUGAAGAUAGUAAAAACUUAAUAACUGAAAUCGCAAUCGAAAUAGAAUCUCCAAGAAAACAGCGUUCAAAUUCGGCGAAUGAAGAAUCAACUCGUAUGCAUAUGGAGGCCGCAAAUGUCUCACCUACUUCAAUGACAUUGAAUCGACUACCGAGAUCGAGAAAGUUGGGAGACGAAGCCGGAAGUUAUGUUCAUAUCACGAGAAGAAAUAUGGAAUGUAAAUCAGCUGAUAUUUAUUCCCUGAGAGAUAAUUCAUCGAAAAAUCAUACCAAUGACGAUUCAGAAGAAGUCAAUAGGAAAAGUAAUGCAUUGGGAACUCUUAUGACUUGGUUCCAGAGGAAGUCACCAGAAAGCAGAGACUCUUCCCCGUUUGGACACAGGAGUGCCAGCAUUUCUGGAAGACCUUCGUCAACGUUGUCGCGAAGAUCGAGAUCUUUCUCACGGAAUGACACAUUGUCAGUCAAUAGAGAAAAGAGAGCUGAUUCAGAUGAAACUGGUGAUGUUGUACUGAGAAGAAAUUCUUUUACAAGUGGAAGAAGAUCAAUGUCAAAAAGAUCAUUUCGCCAAUCUAAACGAUCGAUAAUGGACGAAAAUGCGAAACCCGCUGAUAUGACCUUAGAAGAAAUGAUGAAAAAUAAAGUUGCAAUGCAGGCUUUCCGUGACUACCUAAAAUCAGAAUACAGUGAGGAGAAUUUAGAUUUCUGGCUAGAUUGUGAAGCAUACAAAACAAUGAAGUCAUCAAAGCAAAUGAAAAUGGCGUUUAAAAUUUUUUCCCAAUAUCUCGCCAGAUCUGCUCCAAGAGAGAUCAACAUUGAUUUUGAAACUCGGGCUAGAACAGAGGAGAGGCUGAAAAAUCCGGAUAAAGAAACGUUCGUUGAACCACAAAACUGUAUUUACAGCUUAAUGAAAUGCGAUUCAUUCCGUAGAUUUCUCGCUUCGGAAAAAUUUUCAAAGCUACAGCCGCUUAUUUCGAGCGACAAAAACGGCUUUGAAAAUCGUAUGAAUACGCUAAAAAUCGGUUUAUGAAUGGAUCAAAAAAGAAGAAACCGUCACGUUAAAUGACGCUUUCCACUAAAUACCAUGACAGAGACAUGGUCGAGAACAUUGCUGAGAAAGUAUGUUGCCGGAAGUAACUGCAAGACAAAGCAGUAAAGGCUGAUACACAUGUAUUUGUGUAAGAGUCAGUGAGGUAUGAUCAAAACUGUCAGCAAAACUAUUUUAAAUAUGCUUGCCAAACUGCUUUUGAAUGACUACCGGGCAGGAAUCUGAAGUAGCAAUUUUGCAAAAUUGCAUCUUUCGUUAAAUGCAAUUUUCGCAACCUCAUCGAAUUGUAUAGGCCAAGGUGUUUUGCCAAAUCUGGCCACUUCUAACAUUUUUAUUUAUAUAUUUCUCUUGCAUAGCUGUCCACUGUGUUUUAUUAUUAUUUUUGUCUCCCGCAAACAGUCAUGCUAAACAAUUCAGUAUGGGAUCAAAAUUUCCAUUUAUGUGUAAAAAGAAGACGCAUUACUCAGUCGUGCGUGGAAUUGAAAUUUAUGUGAAAUUGCACCACUUUAGGAAAAUAAUAUUGUACCAUACUCGAUUCAUUCGAAUUUGAAUUCCUGCAAUUUUUCAAAAAUGCAAAAUUGCUGCAGAAAAUCAAAACUCAAAUAUUUCGCACGGUUGCAUGUUUUAAAACUUUUCGUCCGUCGACAUGAAAAUCGAAACCGCACAUUUAUAAAAGUGACUAAAAAUUAUUUAUCGCAAGCAAAAAAUUCCGUGCUCAAUUUGCAUUGUUUUUACAACUCGUAGAGCGGCAAGUUGUUUUCGGAAAUCAUCAAAAUUGAUCGAUUACUGUUCAGUUCAUAUGUUAUAUUAUAUUGACCAGUUCAAAUUUUUUUAAAAAUAAUUAUUAUUUGAAAUCAAGCAUGAAAAUCCUUGCUAGAAUUGUUUCUUAUUCACCUCACAUAUAGUCAUUCGUGCUUUUGUCCAACAUUGCGUUUAUACGUUAUCAAUAUUUCCAUUUGCAUUACUCGAAACUCAUUUAUCGCAUCGGGAGGUCUGUGUGAAAUUAUUUGUUAUAUGACCCAUGAUCGAUGACGUAACAAUACCAUCAUGACGUUUUACCAGCGACUGAUAUUUUUGACGAUUUAACACAUAUCACUGCCGAUUAUCAUCGCAACUUUUUUGCUUUAUUUUUGUUUAUUAUAUUAUUUACUUUGUAUUUUCUCCAUUUUCAGAUAUUUUAUUUAAAUUUCGUUCCAAAAACUUAUUUAUAUAAAUAAAACAACCCUUACAUUG